Hyla sarda is the source of this 650-nucleotide messenger RNA. RefSeq names its product E3 ubiquitin-protein ligase RNF126-like. The record is from RefSeq and is a predicted model, not a curated record. The transcript is spliced from 2 exons. NCBI's taxonomy places the organism in Eukaryota, Metazoa, Chordata, Amphibia, Anura, Hylidae. The coding region runs from base 161 to 532 and encodes 123 amino acids. Gene Ontology annotation, cellular component: cytoplasm; nucleoplasm.
UCUCAGCACCAUUUCUUUGCUGCGGUGAAGAAGUGACCGGAAGUGUGAGCUAGUUUCUAACAGAAUUAGCGAUUUCUUCCAGUUUUCUUGUUUUAUUUUAUUGUUAAUUGAGGCCAACACCACCAGAGCCUAGAGAGGACACAAGUCUGCCCGAGAACCCAUGGGUUCUCGGGAGCUGCGGCUCCUGACCGCCGAUAAUGAGGCGUGGCUUCGUCGACCUGAGAAUGCGGGUCAGACUAUUCUUCGUGAGCGACUGAGAUUGCGCACAAGAGGAGCUCCAUACCAAACUGGACCACCCCCGAGCAGGCCACGGGACCGGAGGAGGCAGGCCAUAGAGGCGCUACCUAGGAGGAAAAUACCCCCUGGAGAGACCCAGACCUGCCCCAUCUGCCUGGCUGACUAUGACAGCGGUGAGGAAGUGACAGUACUCCCAUGCAGCCACAUGUUCCAUCACCUGUGUAUCGGCCAAUGGCUUCGCACAAAUGACAGAUGUCCGAUGUGCCGGGGGCGUUGUAUUCAUCUGAGGACUUAAAUAUCUAAAAGCCUCUGCUCCUCCCCCUUUCCCUUUCCCCACCCCUCCCCCAUCUUCCUUCCCAACCCUACCUUGCCUCCUUAUCAUUAUAAUAAAAUAAUGAUAUUUACCAUCAUUU